AUGACGGACCGCUCCACCUUCGACACCAAUGUCAUCACCAUGACCCACUUCGUAAUGGAAGAGGGCAGGCGGGCGAAAGGCACUGGAGAGUUCACGCAGCUCCUCAACUCCCUCUGCACAGCCAUCAAAGCCAUCUCCACCGCCGUCCGUAAAGCGGGCAUCGCCAACCUCUAUGGAAUUGCUGGGUCUACCAAUGUGACAGGAGAUCAAGUAAAGAAGCUGGAUAUCCUUUCCAAUGACCUGGUGAUUAACAUGCUCAAGUCAUCCUUCAGUACAUGUGUUAUCGUGUCAGAAGAAAACAAAGAUGCUGUGAUAGUGGAAACUGAUAAAAGGGGUAAAUACAUAAUCUGCAUAGACCCUCUAGACGGCUCUUCAAACAUUGACUGUCUUGUUUCCAUUGGGACCAUCUUUGCCAUCUAUAAAAAGGGGUCCCCUGAUGAACCUUCUGGGAAAGAUGCUUUACAGCCGGGACGUAAUCUUGUGGCAGCUGGUUAUGCUCUCUAUGGGAGUGCCACAAUGCUCGUGCUGGCCACUUCUGCUGGAGGUGUCAAUUGUUUUAUGCUGGAUCCGGCUAUUGGAGAAUUCAUUUUGGUGGACAGGGAUGUGAAAAUCAAAAAGAAGGGAAAUAUCUACAGUCUCAACGAAGGCUAUGCUAAAUACUUUGAUCCUGCAGUCACAGAAUAUCUCAAAAAGAAGAAAUUCCCUGAGGACGGCAGUUCACCAUAUGGUGGGAGGUACAUUGGAUCUAUGGUGGCCGAUGUGCACCGCACACUGGUGUAUGGAGGAAUCUUUCUAUAUCCUGCUAACUCCAAAAGUCCCAAAGGGAAGCUGAGACUGCUCUAUGAAUGCAAUCCUAUGGCUUUUGUUAUUGAGAAGGCUGGGGGAAUAGCAACAACUGGGCACCAAGCAAUACUAGAUAUAGUGCCUGAAGACAUCCACCAAAGAGUGCCUGUUAUCUUGGGAUCUCCUGAUGAUGUGAAGGAGUACCUUGAGAUAGUCAAGAAGCAUUCAGCUAAGUAAAGAAUGCCUGC
This is a messenger RNA of Indicator indicator, 1031 nucleotides long. RefSeq names its product fructose-1,6-bisphosphatase 1. The coding region runs from base 1 to 1020 and encodes 339 amino acids. Gene Ontology annotation, molecular function: fructose 1,6-bisphosphate 1-phosphatase activity. Gene Ontology annotation, biological process: sucrose biosynthetic process; fructose 6-phosphate metabolic process; gluconeogenesis. The transcript has 7 exons. Lineage: Eukaryota; Metazoa; Chordata; Aves; Piciformes; Indicatoridae. Gene Ontology annotation, cellular component: cytosol; cytoplasm. The record is from RefSeq and is a predicted model, not a curated record.